Molecule: messenger RNA, 1260 nt
Organism: Trematomus bernacchii (emerald rockcod)
Lineage: Eukaryota; Metazoa; Chordata; Actinopteri; Perciformes; Nototheniidae
Exons: 7
Coding region: 506-1132 (208 amino acids)
Source: RefSeq, a predicted model, not a curated record
AGAGGGCCCCUCCUGCAAACCCCCAACCUCCAGAUGUGGUCGACCCCAUCACCCUAGACCAGUGACGUGCGGUGAGGUUCAUGGCUGAACCAUCAUUGUUACCACUCCAGACCACUAGAUGGCAGUACCAGAAUGUCAGUUGCCCGCCACCAGCAGCAAAUAAAGAGAGAGGAAGUGUUUGAAAUAACCAUCAUUGUUACCACUCCAGACCACUAGAUGGCAGUACCAGAAUGUCAGUUGCCCGCCACCAGCAGCAAAUAAAGAGAGAGGAAGUGUUUGAAAUCAUACAUCUGGGCAUAAAACCUCUGCUGGCCAUCCCAAAGAAACAGAGGUCACUCGGCCUGAAGAUGUUGCUACUGCUGCUGUCCAGCCUGCUCCUACUGUCUGGCCUGCUACUGCUGCUGUGAAGGCAAAGAAGCCAACAUCGAGGCACAAAACCUCUGCUGGCCAUCCAAAAACCCCGGAAGUCACUCCUGUGCAGCCUGCGGCCCCUGCUGACCCAGAUAUGUCCACUUCGACAUCCACGGCUUGUGACCUUCCGAUGGCAUCUCACCCGAGUGACGCAGAAGUGGAUCUAGAGGGCUGGGUGCGUUUGUGGGAGAACGCUGGUGGCAUCCCAUCUGCCGACAUAUCCUGGCUCAAAGAGGACACAGAGAGAGGGCUGUUUACCCCCGUUCAGACGUACAAGGACAUCAGAGGUCAGAUCAAGAGGCGACGAGUGAUGAAGUCUGACCGGAUGUGGUUUUAUCCCCCGGAACCUCCUGGCUUUGUCGGGGGUGGUCUGCCUACUCCGCAAUUGUUCUUCAGGAGCCGGGUCUUUGUGUGGCGCCCUGUCGGCGUUUGGAGGUACUCGAUCAAGUGUCCGCGGGGAGAGAACUGUGUCGGCAGUGGAAGAAAUGUGCACCUCUCAAAGUCUGGCUACCACUCCAAGUACGUCUCAUCUGCGAUGUGUCCUGUUGGUACACAGUCAUCACAGAAGUCCUGUCCUGCGGACCCUGUACCAAGGCAGCCAGGAGCAAAGAGGGUGUUUCAGUGGGCCGGUGGCUUGCGUGGGAUAACGCCAUCUUGUCCCAGCUCAGCGAGGCUCACCAAGCCAUCUUUCCUGCCGUGCUUACCACCAUGCGUGGCGUAGACAGGAAUGUGGUGCGCCUUUUCAGGGACAGGACCGAAGGGAACACUAUGGAGAAGGUGUGGCGGCAGGUACAGGAGAACCAUGUUGAGGAGUACCUCCAGCGCAAGAACCUGUAUUUUCCAUGUCAU